GAUCUCCAUUGUUGCCAUAAAUAUCAAGAACACAUCACCGAGUCACAGUGACUGUUGUACUGAAAGACUUAAUAAUUAGGACGAGCGUGGGCACUGUAGUUUAUUUAUGAGCCUACAUCCGCCAUCACGCUUCCAUAAAUACUCCGUAGCACACAAAAUCUAUGGCUGAAAAGGCAAUAAGCGAACUUUUCCACACUUUAGAAGUAAAAAAAAAAACAAAAUUCCGGCGAGCUUUGAAGGCAGCGCAUUUAAAGCCAACAGACGUGCCAGUUUUAGGUCGCGUGCUAUUCCAUGGUAGCGUUUUGUUUGGCACAAGGGCAUAACUGGCUAUAGCUUUAUAAUUUCUUACUAUUUAUAAAAUGUUUCGGUCGCUUCUUAAACACCGUGUUUAACCACAGAUACGUGUUGACAUUUCUGUUUUAGCUACUUCGCGUUUGUUAACAGUCACCUCAGGUGCCACUUGAACAGUAGCUAGACCUGCCCCUCCUUUAACGAGCGUUUCCUCUUACUUCAGCCACACGCUGAUCCUGCACAGCACGGCAGCACUGCACACGCUAUUAACCGUACAGAUUAGGCACAUGUCGGCACCCUGGUGGAAAGUUAUACCCCAACCUCCACGUUACUGCCAGCAUUUAACAGCUGCUUCACACGCCACAGGAGGAACUCAGGGGCUGCCUGCUAAUAAACCCUAAGUGCAAGUUCAGUGGAUCUGACUUUCCCCUGACAGUUUCUGUGGCCUGCUCCAGGAGAUAAAAUCUGACUUUCAGAGCUGAUAAAUCACAACUCUGUCGACAGCCAGCGUUUACUGGGGCCCAUUAAGAAUGAGCAGGAUAGGGGCGGUCCUUGCCUGGAGGAAAGGGGUGGAUGAAUUUAAGAUUUUCUGGGAUAAAUAAUCGGAAUCUAUGACUAAUGACCAAGUGUUCAUGUGAGGAGUCAAGGUUUCAUUGGUUUCGACUAUUUCAAAAUCAUUCUCUGAGGGUGUGUCCAGGUCAGUGUUACUACUACGGUAUGCAGGAUGGGCCAAACUUGCUCGGAUCUAUCGCACAGCUCCGCCACUACAGGCAAAGCGAAAUGGAGAGCAGGCGAGACAGCCCAGCGACUCCGUCUCCGCAGGUUUAGGAGCGGAGGGAAGCGACGAGUGAGUGGGCAUUUAAAGAGAAAUCCGAUGAAAAGUAAAGUGUUGUCAUGUCUGGGGAGGAGAAAGAGAGACUCCAGCCAAACAGAAGAUGAUUUAGGUUGCGGAAACGAAGCCGGAGAUCCCGCAACGCGCCGGGAUCACAGAGUAGGAAAGUUGCCGAGGGACGAGGUUGUGACGGCGGUUGGAGAACACCAAGCAGCCCCGGAUUUUUUUGAGACACCAUCCGGGCUAGAUGACCAUACCGAAGCUAUCCAGCACGCCGUGAACCGAGAAGCAGCGGCCGGGUCGUCCGAUGCGUCAGGUUUGGAGACUCGGGCCGGUGAAUUCAGCGGUGUGGGCUGUGAAGAGCCGAAACCCGAGCGAGAGGACAAUGCCUCCAAUCCCCCGACGAGGGCCAUGGAAGAUCAGCCGCUGGGGGGAAGCAGCCAGAAUAGAAUUGGGUCUGAGGGAAGGGCAUUGACGGGGACUGGUCUGAACCCUGCCCUGCUGCUCACCUCUGGCCCCGACGCUGAGAGGACUUUGUCUAGCUCGCUCCUGGAUCAACCUAUACAUAGUGGAUCGUCGACAACGGACGAUCUCAUUGAAGCUAAAAUGACAAAAACUGAUGGUAUUACCGUUUCGUGUCCACCCAGUGUGGCCGGUGACCAAAAUAACUGCUGUCCGGCCAAAACCCAGAGCAGAAAGGAAUCUGAACAGGCCCACCAGAGUCCAGCAGGAGGACAGAAUUUCCCAGGAACCAUACCCAAACUCAUCAUAACCAGGGACACCAGUCCAGUCCGCUCUCAGGGGACACAGGCCCCGCUGACCGUCCAAACUGAGUUCAGCACCUGCUCGUGUCUGGAGCCUCACCACGACGACGAGUCUCCCUGCUCAGACAGCGGCUGCGGAGGGUCCCCUGCCCUGAUGCGCUCCCCGAGGAAGCUGUCCAACUCCUCCUCCAUCGGCCUGUCUUCCGCCUCGUCCUUCGAGGAGUCAGAGGACGACUUUACUGGGAGCGACAUCGAGUCCAGUCUGUCUCCGGGCCGCUCUCUGUGUAGCCCGGACGACGGAUCAGGGAACAAGUCCUGGAACAAGCUGAAGAACAUGGUUCAUUGGUCUCCCUUCAUUGUGUCCUUUAAGAAGCGUUACCCAUGGGUGCAGCUCGCUGGCCAUGCAGGUAACUUCCAGGCUGGAGAGUAUGGGCGCUUGUUAAAGCGUUACUGUGAGUGUGAGCAGCAGUGCCUACAGAAGCUGAUGAAGGAUACACUGCGGCCCUAUGUGCCUGGUUAUUAUGGUGUAGUGCAAAAAGACGAGCAGGAUUAUAACCUGAUGGAUGACCUGUUGGCCGAGUUUGACUCACCCUCUAUCAUGGACUGUAAGAUGGGCAGCAGAACCUACUUGGAGGAGGAGCUGAUGAAAGCCCGAGAGCGUCCACGUCUGAGGAAGGACAUGUAUGAGAAGAUGGUCACAGUGGACCCCGGGGCCCCUACAGAGCAGGAGAGGGCCCAGCAGGGUGUACUCAAACCUAGAUACAUGCAGUGGAGGGAGACGCUCAGCUCCACAGCCACCCUGGGCUUCCGCAUCGAAGGCAUUAAGAAAGCUGAUGGAACUUGUAACACCAAUUUUAAGAAGACAAAGCACAGAGAGCAGGUUAUGCAAGCCUUGGGGGACUUUGUUGAUGGCAACACUCAGAUUCUGAAAUUCUACCUGCAGCGUUUGGAGGAGCUCCGCUCAGCGCUUGAACAGUCAAACUUCUUCAGGACACACGAGAUUGUGGGCAGCUCUCUGCUGUUUGUGCACGAUGCCUCGGGGAAGGCCAAAGUGUGGAUGAUUGACUUCGGGAAGACCGUUCCCUUGCCAGACUCUCAGACCCUGGACCACAGGAGUCCCUGGGUGGAGGGCAACAGGGAGGAUGGCUACCUGUGGGGAUUGGACAACCUCAUAGAUAUCUUGAGCUGUAUGCUCCAACAGACACCUUGAGGGGGAGACUCGGCUCAGAAGACUGCAUUGAAAGACUGGUCCAUGUCACGAUGGUGGAGGAGACGAGAUCUGGAGAACUGGACGUGAAGGAAAGAAGAUUACACAAACUGACACUUAAAGAUGAACAGUUAGAAGAGGGCCACCAGUUUUGAGUUUUUUCAAAGCCUACAGUUUGAUCCAAGCAUCUUCAUCCACUUGUUUGUGUGUAAGAUUUGCAGGAUUUCUGCUGCAAAGUGAAACGUGCCAAAGGCUGACAUCAUGCAUUAUACUCCGUUUGUGGACCUCUGACAGUCAAUGUUUUCCUUCAAAGACACAUUUAAUGUUGCUCAUCUUUCCUCACCACCUCCCUCUAGUGGUUAGAGUUGCAUGUUGCUCUUUCCCAGACACAAACUUGAUACAGAGGUAUGACGCUUUUUUCCACAGCCUUUUGAGGAGCACUGGGUAAUGGGAGUUUUAUUUUUAUUUUUUGAUAGUAUCCAGCAACACUAAACCACUGGCCAGACUGUGUGUUAAAGAACUCAAUGUGUAAAUACAGUUUAAUUUAAUUAAAAACUUUUUUUGGCCUUGUUAUAACAACCUUCCCUUGUUUACACAAUUUCUGUGCCUGUGCAGUUGAUAAUUCCAGUGCCGUGGGAUCCUGCUGCACGUCUUCCAAAAAAAAGUUCACCCAAGUAUAAACUGAUUUAAAACUAAUCCCAGAGUUUAACUUGUAGUAGGAACUGAAGGUGUUUUCUUAAUUGGAUUUUUGUAUGAUAAUGCAGUGAAGCCUUUUAUUUUUUUUCCAUAUAACAGUACAGGAAGCAGCUUGGCAGCCAUGUUUGUCUGAAAUCUGUUGCACUAUGGAUCCUCCAAAGCCACUGAACAAAUCAAGCAGUGCCUCUGCGUGUCUUAAGAUGGGAAGCAGCGGUCAAGUACUAAGUCUACGUAUGCAGACAUUUGGUUUUUCCUUCUAAUCAGUGUAGCUUCAGAUUUGCGGGGAGCAUUGGUGUUCAGAUUGAAAUGAAACUGGAGUUAUCUGGUUAAAGUUAUUGGUCUGUUUUGGCAUUUGUGAGAUUUCACUUGUGUAACAAUUUCGACAUGAGCUCAACACUGGAAAAUUCUUGAGUCAAAGGAUGACGUGUAAUUGAAUACAAGAAAAUCACUUUUCAACACAGGGACACUGCUGUAAACCUGAUUUAGCUACACUAAACAGGAGGUAUGUGGGUUUGGAUUUUUGCAUGCAAGACAGUUGACAAAGAAGCAAGUUUGUUAUAGUUGUUAUUUUUGGAUAAGAAGGCACAUUUAUGACCACAUCUGGUUCCUUGACUGGAAUGCAGAGUCUUCAGUUUUCCAGACAUCCUUUGACAGAACCAGGCUGCAGUGUUUGAGUGUGUGCGUAGGUGGUUCACAUAGCACACAGACGUUUCUACGCGAGUGCUGCAAAUAUCUGACCUAAUGAAAUUGAAAUUUAAACUCAAUUUUUUCAUCUCUGAAAAAUAAAUAUACAGGGAGAGAGCAAUAAUCUAGUGUUUAUAAGGUCAUUUCUUUGCCCACAAAUGCUUUAUAUUUGUAAAAUGGCAAACUUCAGGUUUUCAAAGUGGGUGCUGCUUUAUAAGUAAGAGAACUGGAUUUGUAACCACAUUUUGUAUUUUUAAAGGUAGUGUAUUUUAAAGUUGCAAAACAGACUGCUGGAAAUGGUCAGCGCAUCCCUGCUUUGUCCAGAAGGGUAUUGGAAUAAACUGGAAAUAUGUUUUCAGAGUUUUUGUUCACACAACUUGCAUCAAAGCUACAUU
Monopterus albus (swamp eel) is the source of this 4869-nucleotide messenger RNA. RefSeq names its product inositol-trisphosphate 3-kinase Cb (gene itpkcb). Gene Ontology annotation, cellular component: cytoplasm; nucleus. Bases 1016 to 3097 code for a protein of 693 amino acids. Gene Ontology annotation, molecular function: inositol hexakisphosphate kinase activity. The transcript is spliced from 9 exons. The record is from RefSeq and is a predicted model, not a curated record. NCBI's taxonomy places the organism in Eukaryota, Metazoa, Chordata, Actinopteri, Synbranchiformes, Synbranchidae. Gene Ontology annotation, biological process: inositol phosphate biosynthetic process; phosphatidylinositol phosphate biosynthetic process.